GGCCUGGUCCCAGGGGUCCACCCGUUUCCUAGAAGCGUUUCUAGGCCCAGGGAAGCCUUUCUGCUGAGGAAGAGAAGCCAGAUUCGGGGGCGGGCGGCGAGAAAUCAGGCUAAGAAAUGGCAUUUCAAAAGGCAGUGAAAGGGACUAUUCUUGUUGGAGGUGGUGCUCUAGCAAGUGUCCUAGGCCUCUCUCAAUUUGCUCAUUACAGAAGGAAGCAAGUGAGCUUGGCCUAUGUCGAAGCAGCCGAGUACGUCACAGAACCUGUUAACAGGGAGCCUCCUUCCAGAGAAGCUCAGCUACUGACCUUGCAAAACAUGUCUGAAUUCGACAUCCUUGUCAUUGGAGGAGGAGCAACAGGGUGCGGCUGCGCACUGGAUGCCGUCACCAGAGGACUAAAAACAGCCCUUGUAGAAAGAGAUGAUUUCUCAUCAGGGACCAGCAGCAGAAGCACUAAAUUGAUCCAUGGUGGUGUGAGAUAUCUUCAGAAGGCUAUCAUGAAGUUGGAUAUUGAGCAGUAUAGGAUGGUAAAAGAAGCCCUUCACGAGCGUGCCAACCUACUAGAAAUUGCUCCCCAUUUAUCAGCUCCGUUGCCUAUAAUGCUUCCAAUUUACAAGUGGUGGCAGCUACCUUACUACUGGGUAGGAAUCAAGCUAUAUGAUCUGGUUGCAGGAAGUAAUUGCCUGAAGAGCAGUUAUGUCCUCAGCAAAUCGAGAGCCCUUGAACAUUUCCCAAUGCUCCAGAAGGACAAACUGGUAGGAGCAAUUGUCUACUAUGACGGACAACACAACGACGCUCGGAUGAACCUUGCCAUUGCCCUCACUGCUGCCAGGUAUGGGGCUGCCACAGCUAAUUACAUGGAGGUAGUGAGCUUGCUCAAGAAGACAGACCCCCACACGGGGAAGGAGCGAGUGAGCGGCGCGCGGUGCAAGGACGUGCUCACAGGGCAGGAAUUUGAUGUGAGAGCCAAAUGUGUUAUCAAUGCUACGGGACCUUUCACAGACACCGUGCGCAAAAUGGAUGAUAAGAACGCCACGGCGAUCUGCCAGCCGAGCGCGGGUGUCCACAUCGUGAUGCCUGGUUAUUACAGCCCCGAGAGCAUGGGACUUCUUGACCCAGCAACCAGUGAUGGGCGAGUUAUCUUCUUCUUACCCUGGCAAAAGAUGACUAUAGCUGGCACUACUGACACGCCAACUGAUGUCACACACCAUCCCAUUCCUUCGGAAGAAGAUAUCAAUUUCAUUUUGAAUGAAGUGCGGAACUACCUGAGUUGUGACGUUGAAGUGAGAAGAGGGGACGUCCUGGCAGCGUGGAGUGGUAUCCGUCCCCUUGUGACAGAUCCCAAGUCUGCAGAUACUCAGUCCAUUUCCCGAAAUCAUGUCGUGGACAUCAGUGAGAGUGGCCUCAUCACUAUAGCAGGUGGAAAGUGGACAACGUAUCGAUCUAUGGCAGAAGAUACCAUAAAUGCUGCUAUCAAAGCUCACAAUUUUAAAGCAGGACCAAGCAGAACAGUUGGGCUUUUCCUUCAAGGGGGCAAAGAUUGGAGCCCCACGCUGUACAUUAGGCUUGUCCAGGAUUAUGGGCUUGAAAGUGAGGUGGCACAGCAUCUCGCCGCUACCUAUGGUGACAAGGCUUUUGAGGUGGCCAAGAUGGCAAGCGUAACUGGAAAAAGGUGGCCCAUCGUUGGCGUGCGUCUUGUGUCAGAAUUUCCAUACAUUGAAGCAGAGGUGAAAUAUGGGAUUAAGGAGUAUGCCUGUACAGCAGUGGAUAUGAUUUCACGGCGCACUCGCCUGGCAUUCUUAAAUGUCCAGGCGGCAGAGGAAGCCCUCCCCAGGAUCGUUGAACUGAUGGGCAGAGAACUGAAUUGGGAUGAUUACAAAAAAGAGGAGGAACUUGAAACAGCCAGGAAGUUUCUGUAUUAUGAAAUGGGCUAUAAAUCUCGAUCAGAACAGUUAACAGAUCACUCUGAAAUUAGCCUCCGGCCUUCCGACAUCGACAGGUACAAGAAGAGAUUUCAUAAGUUUGAUGCAGACCAAAAGGGCUUUAUUACCAUUGUUGAUGUUCAGCGUGUAUUAGAGAGUAUCAACGUCCAAAUGGAUGAGAAUACACUACAUGAAAUUCUGAAUGAAGUAGACUUGAACAAAAAUGGACAGGUGGAACUCAAUGAGUUUUUGCAGCUGAUGAGUGCUAUUCAGAAAGGAAGGGUGUCCGGAAGCCGGCUCGCGAUCCUGAUGAAAACUGCAGAAGAGAACCUCGACAGAAGAGUCCCCAUUCCAGUGGACCGAAGCUGUGGAGGAUUGUGAGUCUGGGCAGUACAUCCACAGCCAACAGACAAAGGAACAACAAAUCAUCCUGUAACAACCAGAGAUGAUUUAGACCACUCCAAAAUAGUGGCCAUGGGUAGCUGCCUUUGUUAACACUGGGGAACAUUCCAAAGCUUCAGGGCGUUGAUUUGUCUUCGCCAUUCAGUCUAGCUUCUGAACAGCGUAUUUUAUCUUGUUUCUCACCGAUUUAAUGUUUUGCAUCCAUUUUGUAACCUGUUAGACUGGACAUACCCCCUUUUUGUUUGUCUCUUCAUUUAUUCUGGGUCAGUCUUAAGGACAGAGCAUUUUGGCCAAAAUUGAAUAGAAGCUGGAAAAAUUUCGUGACGUGCACAAAGCUCUGGACGUUAAGACUGUAGGUAGGAUUUGCUCCUAACAGAAAUUGAGCAGGGAGUGACCUAUGGAAAUGAUAGCAUUUCUGGAGACCGCUCAGAUCCUUCUUCCCAAUCCAAACAAUAUUGUGUAGUUUCAUAUCCAGGGUAUGAUUGGCAAAACUGGAGAGGGAAGACAAAGUUUAGAUCUGGUUACAGGAGCGAGUCUCAAAGAGAAACUCUGAACGCUUCCAGAAUCACAGGUGUACGAUAAGGAUAGCAUUGACAUUUGCUGGAUUACACUGAUAGUUUCGUCUCAGCAAUUCAUUUUUUUUUUUUUCCUCCAGUCACUGCUGGUUUUUCUUUGACUAUUAUAGUUGCCAGGAAGAUUCUUGCUUUUCAUAUUUUAAAACCAGCAUUUAAGUGGCAAGUUGGAUGUAAUGGGAUGAGACUAAACUUCUCAAAUCCUUACAGCAGUAAUAAAGUUAAAGAUUUAAAAUCUGUGUGUGUAUAUCCACACACGAUAGCACGAUUUUCAAUCCCCAAAUCCUAAACUGUGGAGCAUGUGCUGUUGUCAAACAUGGCCUAUUUGGCUUAGUUUAUUGCAUCAUUUUGGGGGAGUAAUUUCAAAUGGAGAGUAAAAGAGGAUCGAAGUAACCUUUAGUUAACUUUAAUUAUAAUUAUUUGUAAAAAGGCACAAUGCUUCAGUACUCAAGGUCAUUUGAGUUGCUUAAAGCCUUUCUCCUUUAUGGAAAAUUUCUCAACCACAGAGAAAAAGAAAAGAAAUAAAACCACGCACAACUCAUACCCACACACAGACCCCUCCUGCACCCCCCACCCCACACACACAAAAAUAAAUCUGCAUUGAAUUUAACAAAUAAUGCAUUGAAUUUAAAGGGCCAAUGUGGUAUGAUGCUUUUGCAACACUUCACUAGCAUUUUAACCAAUGAUCUGAAUUUUUACCCACUGUGCUUCCUUCUGUGAGGUUAACUACCUGUCUUUUUAUUUUCUAAGAUCAGGUUGUGUAUGUAAUAGGAGAUAGAACUCUAUAUUUAAUGGCAGGCUUUAAUUGCACAGACUUGAGAUCUUAGGUUGUUUUUUUUUUUUUUUAAA
This is a messenger RNA of Enhydra lutris kenyoni (northern sea otter), 3742 nucleotides long. RefSeq names its product glycerol-3-phosphate dehydrogenase 2. Gene Ontology annotation, molecular function: calcium ion binding; glycerol-3-phosphate dehydrogenase (quinone) activity. Lineage: Eukaryota; Metazoa; Chordata; Mammalia; Carnivora; Mustelidae. The record is from RefSeq and is a predicted model, not a curated record. Gene Ontology annotation, cellular component: mitochondrion; glycerol-3-phosphate dehydrogenase (FAD) complex. Bases 117 to 2300 code for a protein of 727 amino acids. Gene Ontology annotation, biological process: glycerol-3-phosphate metabolic process. The transcript is spliced from 17 exons.